Molecule: messenger RNA, 852 nt
Organism: Eurypyga helias (sunbittern)
Lineage: Eukaryota; Metazoa; Chordata; Aves; Eurypygiformes; Eurypygidae
Product: stomatin-like protein 3
Exons: 7
Coding region: 1-852 (283 amino acids)
Cellular component (GO): plasma membrane
Source: RefSeq, a predicted model, not a curated record
AUGGAUCCCCAGAGAGAGACACCCAAGAAAAACAACACGGAGCAUCUAAUUGCCGACAGGCGGGACGGAAUUGGUGUCUGUGGCUGGAUCCUGGUUUCCCUUUCUUUCCUCCUGGUGCUUAUUACCUUUCCUGUUUCCAUCUGGGCAUGUGUCAAGGUUAUCAGAGAAUAUGAACGUGCUGUUGUAUUUCGGCUGGGACGUAUACUCUGCAAGAAACCAAAGGGACCAGGUUUGAUCGUCAUACUUCCAUGUACAGAUACAUUUAUCAAGGUCGAUCUCCGCACUGUUGCCUCUAAGAUUCCUCCACAAGAGAUUCUCACAAAAGAUGCUGUUACUACCCAAGUUGAUGGGGUGGUGUACUACAGGAUUCACAGUGCUGUCAGUGCCGUCGCUAACGUCACCGAUGUCCAUUCAGCCACCUUCCUCUUGGCACAGGCAACCCUGAGAAACAUUCUGGGUACACAGAGCUUGACUCAGCUCCUGGCAGGUCGUGAGGAGAUUGCACGCAGUAUUCAGGCUACCCUUGACAGUGCCCUGGAGCAGUGGGGAAUCAAAGUGGCCCGAGUGGAGAUCAAAGAUGUCAGGAUUCCCGUGGCCAUGCAGAGGGCAAUGGCAGCCGAAGCAGAAGCUGCUCGAGAGGCAAGAGCUAAGAUCGUGGCAGCAGAAGGAGAAAGGAAUGCUUCUAAAGCCCUCAAGCAGGCCUCUGUGGUGCUGUCUGAGUCCCCAGCAGGUCUUCAGCUGCGCUACCUGCAGACAUUAACCACCUUGGCAGCAGAGAAUAAUUCCACCAUUGUCUUCCCUCUCCCUGUAAAUAUGCUUGAGAAUUUAGGGCAGAAAAAUAGAGGGGGAUAG